Messenger RNA from Entelurus aequoreus (snake pipefish), 1638 nucleotides. RefSeq names its product linkage group 14 C5orf15 homolog (gene lg14h5orf15). Bases 47 to 1054 code for a protein of 335 amino acids. The transcript has 3 exons. The record is from RefSeq and is a predicted model, not a curated record. NCBI's taxonomy places the organism in Eukaryota, Metazoa, Chordata, Actinopteri, Syngnathiformes, Syngnathidae.
UUUAAGCCACUCCCCCUCCGAGUCUUCCUGGACAGUCACAGCAAACAUGGCGACGAUGGAACCAAAUAGGAAGAGCAUUUUCACCGUCUCUUUGCUUAUUUACGUUCACCUCUUGCUCGGCGGCUGCCUGGCGGCUCCGACGAAUAUCACUACAGCAGUCUUAGAUGUACCAACAAAGAAACCGGAAAGUCCUCCCCUCGCAAGCGUAAAGAAUGAAACCACUCAAGCAGAACUUUUGUCAACCCCAGCCGGCCCCAAAAUUCCGGCAACAGCCACCGGCAACGACUCAGCACCAGUGACGAUCCAGCUCCCUAAAAUCAACCAGACCGUGUCCAGCCAAGCCAAGGAUCUGGUCGUCAUCGCCUCCUCUGACAGCAAACUGGGGCAAACGCCUGAUGAACCCGAGCCUGCAAUAUCACAGGAAACCAAUGCUAAGACUCUGACCAAUGGGACCACAACUGACAGACCCGCCGCUUCCAAAGCCGCUUCCAACCCAGAAGCCACCACCGCCACCUCUGUCACAACCCCUGAAUCUACCAAGUACACAGAGGAGACCACCGCCAUGGACUCCAAAUCCUUGGAGACUCAGAGCACCACGGCCCUGCACGAAUUUGAGCUGGAGAUGCUUCAGCCCGCUGGAAAAGAAGGCGGAGAGCAAUACGUGGAAGAGGACGAGGACGACGACAAUUAUGGCGACAGCGAAGACCUGGACGCCCAAUUUCACCUGGAGGACAACGAGGACAACGGAAAAGACCAGACGCUGAUCCGGGUGGAGGAGCCUUUCGGGAAGCAAGACGUCGGCUACAAGGGUCCCGCCGUCUACAACACGGAGGAUGAGGACUCGCACUUCUUCUUCCAUCUGGUCAUCCUGGCCUUCCUGGUGGCCAUCAUCUACAUCACCUACCACAACAAGAGGAAGAUCUUGAUGCUAGCUCAAAGCCGCCGCUGGAAGGAGGGUCUUUGUUCCCGCAACACGGUGGACUACCACCGCCUGGACCAGAACGUCAACGAGGCCAUGCCGUCCCUCAAGAUGACCCGCGACUACAUUUUUUGAACGAUAAGUCCCCACCCGAACUGCCGUUGUCGGGCGGCCAUGUUUGUUCCCCCACCGCCUGCGUAGUGAUAUUUUUUAUUCUCUCUUUUCACGUUUCUUCCAGCCUGAAGUUAACGUGGAUAUUUACUUGGGUUUUUAUUAGAAAGAGGAGGGCGUCUUGGCGUGUACUUCUGUAAACAAUCACGCAGUGCAGCACAUAAAACAAACAUGAGCAGGUCAAACAUUAUUUUACUACUCGCCCCCCUAGUGGCCAGAUGCUGCCAUGCAGGUCUCCUGGUUGCCUCCUCUUUGGUUUAUGACUUCGGUGAAGUCCCUGGCAACCGUCUAUGCCCCGCCCACACACACACACUUUAAACGCUCACACCUGUGUGUGUGGGAGCCUUGCUUUGAAAAUAUCAAUACAUAUUUUCAUGCCUUACACGUGAUUAACUCUAGUGUGUGUUGGAAUAUAUCUGCUGUAAUAAGAUAAAAUAUAGUACAUUUACACAUUUGCCAUGGCAAUCACACGUAGGAUCUCUACACUCACUUCCUGCUUUUUUUCUUGCCAAUAAAGCACAAAUAAACGAAGGACUCGUCUGUGUCGU